UUGGUUAACAAUUGACAGUUCAUGAUCCAUCAAUCCAUUUCCCUUAGUGAAUUCUUGCUCGUUUUAUUCAAUAAAAAUUUCUUAUAAAAAUGGUUUUUGGUGAUUAUCCACUGGAAUACGAUCCAAAAAAACAUGGACCUUAUGAUCCAGCAAGAUAUUAUGGAAAGCAGGAUAUACCUUUGGCUCAAGUAAAAUUGGGUGAAUUGGGUUCAUGGUUUGGUAGGCGAAACAAGUCACCUCAAGCCAUGGCUUCUGCAAUAGGCCGAGCAUACUGGAGAUGGCAACAUAAAUAUGUACAACCCAAACGUAGCGGAAUUGCUCCAUUUUUCCAAGUUGCUGUAGGUUGUUCAAUUAUCUUCUACCUUAUGAACUACCAAAGAAUCACUUCCCACCGUUUCUACAAGUACCAUUAAAUUCUUGCAUUUUUAUGUAGUAAUAAUAUAAUAUGUGGAGUGAUUAGCAUCUCUAAUAUAAACUUUUAAAAUUGUAA
Messenger RNA from Harmonia axyridis, 490 nucleotides. It is a transcript of the gene ATPsynF, whose product is annotated as putative ATP synthase subunit f, mitochondrial. The transcript has 4 exons. Gene Ontology annotation, biological process: proton motive force-driven mitochondrial ATP synthesis. Gene Ontology annotation, molecular function: proton-transporting ATP synthase activity, rotational mechanism. The record is from RefSeq and is a predicted model, not a curated record. Lineage: Eukaryota; Metazoa; Arthropoda; Insecta; Coleoptera; Coccinellidae. Bases 90 to 413 code for a protein of 107 amino acids.